AUGUCUGAAGUACAGGGAACACUGGAGUUUUCUGUAGAGUUGCACAAGUUUCACAAUGUGGAUCUCUUUCAAAGGGGGUUCUACCAGGUACGAGCAGGACUGAAGGUCUCACCUCGAGUGCCCCACAGGUUGAUAGCGACAACACAAGACAAUACAGGAGAAUGCAGCUUCAGCUCUGCAGGGGUUUACGACGGCACCGUGUUCAGCCGGAUAUUUCAGAUCCUUUACAGAAACGAGGAGAUUGCGGUGAAUGACUGUAUGAUCUUCAAAGUCCAUCUGCUAUUGGACGGAGAAAGGGUGGAGGAAGCCUUGAGUGAGGUGGACUUUCAGUUGAAGCUGGAUCUUCAUUUCACUGACAAUGAGCAACAGCUGGCAGAGAUAGUGACUGUACCGUUGAUCAGCAGUCGUACCCUCAGCCUCCACUUCCACCCGCGAAGAGGCCUCCACCAUCAUGUCCCUGUCAUGUUCGACUACUUCCACCUGUCCGUCAUCUCUGUCUCCAUACAUGCCUCACUGGUUGCCUUACAUCAGCCGCUAAUCAGCUUUGCACGUACAGGGAAGGGCUCCUGGCUGGGGAAGGGCUCACCAGAGAGCGCGAGCGACCCAUCUGCCAUGUCUGUAGAGAACCUCGUGUUCGGAGCUGGCUACUGCAAGCCUGUCAUCUCCGAGGGGAGCUUUUAUGUGCCCAGUGAAAACUGCCUGCAGAGAGCUCAUACGUGGCACCGAAGGCUCUGUCGCCUCCUGUUGGUGGCACACAGAGGCCUGCACUCCUACCACAUUGCACUGAUGAAGGAAAUCCCACAGCUCCAGCAGACUCCACUAGACUCAGAGGCACAGCCUGUAGAAGAAACUCUAAAUCAGCUCACAAUAGAGUUACAGCUGCAGGAGGGCCAUGAGAAGGUAGCAGAACAGAUCAGCAGGGAUGUGAGCCAGCUCUGCUCCCAGCUGGCUGCUCUGUGGAGCCGCUUCCUGGAGGCCGCUGUGCUCAACCCCCACAUCCUCUCCUAUCUGGCCCAGGAGCACCACACGCUCAGGGUCAGGAGGUUCUCAGAGGCAUACUUCUUCACCGAACACCCCAAAGAGAUAUCUCUGACUUUUCAAGAGGAACUAAUCAACAGACAUGGCCAGAUAGCUGCAGAAGUGCGGAGCUCAGACUACCUGACCAAGAUGCCUCCUUUGCCAGUUGAGUGCCUGGACAUCGAUGGAGACUGGAACAGCCUGCCCAUCAUCUUUGAGGACAGAUAUGUGGAGUCUCCUCAAACAGAGUGGACAUCACAUGUGCCAGUGCCUGCAACUACUGAAGAGCGGACCAAGUCAGAUCCUGCCAUUACUCCUUCCAACAGGAUUACUGAAAGCAGCCAGGGAGCCAGAUCACCAGCAAUACCCUUGGAUCCCUUGGACAGUGAUGACUGCAUGGACCUGCCCACAUAUGUCUCCUUUAUAGCAGAGCAGAGUAAGACGCGUACCAACAUCAGACGCAUCCAGAGCCCCAUUCCCCCUGAGGACAGCGCUGAACUCUCUCAAGCAGAGGCAGAAAACUUGAAGGAACCACCAGAAAAACAAGGCCAGAUUGCGGAGAACUGUAGUUCGGGCCUGAGGUAUAACACAAUUAAGCCUUGUGAUGUUGAUCCAUAUAAAGACGAAGCAGUUCUGGUUCACACCUCAAACCACAAUCCUCUCACUGACUCUACUAACAGCAGUGGUGAGUCUCCUGUUCAUAAUGUAACAGAAAAUACCAUCCAACUUUGUGAUGCCACAAAUGAGAGCAAUGCAAGAGAGGGUGAAAACAAUGAAGAGGAGUCUGGCAUUGCAGUGCCAUUAAAUCACUCCAUGGAUGAUGAGAGUGAGGAUGUUCCUCUCAUCAGUCUACCCACACCCUACGCGCAUCCAGUUGUAUCUCCCUUUCCAGGUGAUCUCAGAAAGGAGAUGACUCACCGUGGAGGCCUGGUCAGCUCCAAAAUCAUGAAGCGCUCUUCCUCUGUUAUUUCCGACUCAGGUAUCGAGAGUGAGCCCAGCUCAGUAGCCUGGCCUGUGGAGGCAACACUACGUGGUCGACCUCCUGUAGAGUUCUCUAGUGAACGGGAGUUCCCACAGCAAAUAGAACGUCGCCACCCGGUCCACCGCAGCUCUCUGGAAGGCUUGCAGAUGGAGAGCAAUGGCAGUAUUCCAAGUGGAGGUAUACAGGCCUCGCUCACCUCUAUUAGCUCCCUGCCCUAUGAGGAGGACCAGCAGCAGAGGCAGCUCAGCAAACUGACCAAGUCAGUCUCGGCACCACAGAUAAGUAGCCCAGAAGACACUGAGGAGGACCAUGUGCUGCUCAACCAGGAAGCAGAUACUAAGAUCUUAGUGCGGCGCCAGGACUCACGUAAGAUUAACUGCUCUUCUUUGAUCAGCAACCUGGAUUCAGAACAAUCUGAAUCAUCUUUAUUAGACACAAGUUCAGGUACAAAUCUUGGCCAUAUUCUCCAGGAGAGUAUUAGCUCUGAAAAAUCAAAGCCUCCACACUACCUGUCAGAAACAUACAGACCCAAGACAGGGUUAAGUGAUGUGUCUGAAGUGUUGCUUAUACAAGAGUCAGUAGAAAGUCCUAAUGUGAAGGAAAGCGCUUUUGUUGGCAGCUGUGGGGAGAAUAUUAACCGUCAAACACACAUCAGUGGAGUGAGCGCCUCAGUUGAGGAUGUGCAUCUCACUGAAUCGGAAGCAGUGCCCUGCGGCUGUGGAAACAAACCAUGUGUGCAUAAAAGUGCUGCAGAUCAGGAUAGAAUUAACAGUGGUGAUGAGUGCCACAGUCUCCAUCAGGCUGAACUGCUUGGUGUUGAGGAAAAGGAGAGUCUGGAUUGCUCCCAAACACUUCAAGAGCCUCCAGAGCUUCAAUACUCCAACGGCCUUCCCAGCAGUAUGACCACCACACAGAGGCCCAAUGACCUUGCAGGGCUGACAGCCAGUGAUAUUAUAUCAUUUGCUGACGUCAGUGGAAUAUCAUCCAGUGAGAAAGAGCCUUUGGACUGCCAGAACAAGUCCUCUAAAAUCCCCAACUCGGGGCUGGCCUUUGUAAAUAAGAAGAUGGUGGAGGUGGUGAACAUGUCAGUGUCCUGUGCCCCGACCUGUCUACCAUUUUCCUCUGUUCUUCGAGACUCUCCGUCCAUCAGUGGAAUGUCCACUCGCCAGGCUACCUCACCUAUCACCCAUCAGCCCCUGGGCUCCUUUGGUAUCAUCUCCACAUCUUCACUUAACCCCCUUAAUAUGGAUGAUGAGACCAACGAAAGAAUGCUAAAUUUCUACAAAGCCAAAGAGGAGUUGUUCAAAGAGUUGAGCUUUCAGGCCAACUUGUACAGUGACCUUCCUCUCCUGGCAUCAGAUCUGCCCUACUUCCCCCCUGAGGAGGACGAUGAGGAAUUUGAUGAUGGCAUACACCUUGUAGUGUGUGUCCACGGGCUUGACGGAAACAGCGCAGACCUUCGGCUGGUGAAGACUUUCAUUGAGUUAGGGCUGCCAGGAUCCAGGCUCGACUUCCUCAUGUCUGAGAGGAACCAGACUGACACGUUUGCAGAUUUCGACACCAUGACAGACAGGCUGCUGGAUGAGAUCAUUCAGCAUAUCCAGCUGUACAAUCUCACCAUAGGCAGGAUAAGCUUCAUCGGCCACUCUCUGGGGAACAUCAUCAUCCGCUCUGUGCUGACGAGGCCUCGCUUCCGCUGCUAUUUGCCCAAACUGCACACUUUCCUCUCGCUGUCAGGCCCACACUUGGGAACUCUCUACAACAACAGCACGUUGGUCAGCACAGGUCUGUGGUUGAUGCAGAAGCUGAAGAAAUCGGGAUCCUUGCUACAGCUCACCUUCAGAGAUCAUGUUGAUCCACGGAAAACAUUCCUCUAUCUCCUGAGUCAGAAACCAGGGCUCCAGUUCUUCAAGAAUGUGGUAUUGGUUGCGUCUCCUCAGGACCGUUAUGUUCCUUUCCACUCUGCUAGAAUAGAGAUGUGCAAAACUGCUCUCAAAGACAGAACUACAGGGCCUGUGUACACUGAGAUGAUCAAUAACCUCCUGCAGCCACUCGUGGAGGCCAAAGAGUGCCGGCUGAUCCGCCAGAAUGUGUUUCAUGCUCUGCCCAACACCGCCAACACCCUGAUUGGUCGUGCUGCCCACAUUGCUGUCUUGGACUCUGAGCUUUUCCUGGAGAAGUUCUUCUUAGUGGCUGGGCUCAACUACUUCAAAUAAAGGUGCUAGUACUGCAGACUGACGGGGACAGAAUCUGAUGGUAGCUAACAGAGCUGAUUUGGAGGAAAAGGUCUUUAUCGUCACCUUGUACAGUAUAUGUAAUGUAUAUAAUCCCUGGUAUCAAAGAGGCAAGACCUGUGUAUCCCAAUGGUUAUGAUUGUUAGCAGUGUAUUGUGACUGUUCAAAUUGCUAACUCAAAAGUCUGAGUUUGACGUGUAGCCAUGCAAAAGAAAACAUCUGACACCUAUCACAGGACUGACUGUUGGUGUUUUGUUGGCCUUAUGAAUAACCUCUCAGCCAGAACACUAACAGAUGCUAAUUGUGGUCUAAAGCAUUUAACUGCGUUCCCUUUAGAGUUGGUUUAGAGCCUUUAGCAUCACUGGUUGACUGACUUCUUCUUUAAGGGUUACAUGAUGAUAGUCAUACAAUAUCCUUAGAACCGAGGCAACAGAUGCACAGCAUUUAUCCCCCUGACUGUACAUGAAGUAUUUUGUUGUACAAAACAUAGACGUUCCUAUACAGAAAAGGGUAUAUUGUUUAAAAGUAUUUAUUUUUUAUCUGUUUAUGUAUGUGCAGUGUAAGUAGUCCAUCUCAAUGUGAUCUUCUGUUUGUUAUCCAUCAUCAGAUUCAUCACGGAAAUCAGAGUGUUUAUAAUACAGUGCAGUUGGAAGUGUUACACUAUAGUGAAGCCUAUAGUCCAGUAUAGUGGAUAUUUAAAGAGUUCGCUUUUUCAUACUUUUACUUUAUUAGUUUAUUUAUGUUUAACAGCACAUCAGGUCAGCCUAACCCACUGAACCUGAUCAGCUAAGCAUUAGCUAAUGAGCAAUACAGUAUCUUUGAUACCAACGGCUCUACUUGCUAUGUAAUCCUUCACUUUUUAAUCGAUUGUUUGGACUGCAGUUUGGCUUUGCAGACUUUGCAUGGCACAUAUGCAGUUUAUACAGUAGCUAACCAUCCAUGGAUCCAGAAAGUCUAGAUUUGGAUCCCUCAUCGUUCACUUCUUCACUCAUUCAACCUGCUGGCAAACCAUUAAAAUAACUAGAGAAGGCUAACUGUCACUUUCUGCCACCAGUUUGGCUCCGCCCACAAACGUCAUUGCUAUUUACAAAACCAAAAAAGUGGACUACACAGCGGCUAGUCGUUUUUUUUAAAUGUAACUUGUAACCCACAAAUGUAAUGUAAUGUAACUUAGUAAAUGACAUGUUCCUUGCCCCCUUGGAAGCAAUGCUUGGUUACUACUACAAGUUGUAAGCUAGUGAGGUAGUAAGCUCCUUGAAUCAUGUAACAAGGAGGCAGAAAGGCAGAAAACAGGCUUACUCAUGUAAUCAACAGUAAACACACUAUACAUAAAAUGUGAAAGAAACACAUUACCCAGGACUAUAUAGUGCAAUCUCACGGUCUAGUGACCAUUAUGUUCUUAAUGAACCAUUUUAAAUUGCUGAUUAAAAUCCCCUGCAGGAGGAUGGAUUUUGCAGUGCACUUUCAAAAUGAUUUUUUUAAAUGGCGUGAUCAGGGUGUCAUCGCUUUUUUCUUUUUGGGAAAACUGGAUUAUUUUGUGUUAUACGUACCCACUGCCAAGACUCUCCCUCACACACUAUUAUUUUCUAUAAACUGAAAGUAAAGUUCAAAAGUAUGAUGCAUGGUGAUAGCAGGAAAGCACCGUCGUAGCAGACUCUGUCUCACGUUGUUUGAUGCCAUAUUUUGAUCAUCUCAGCUAAAUCAGAACUCUGUUGUGUAAACUGUAUUUAUUUUUUUCCUCCACAACCUCUGCUGUCACAAUCAAGCGUGACAGGAGAGGUGUACUUUUCCAGCAUACCGGUGAGGACUGUUUCCUCAUCACUGUGCUGUCCAUCAAAUGAUGUUUACGUUCAGGCAUCAGAGAACUGUUAUCGUAAACGUCUCGUAUCCAGCAGUGGCUGUGCAUCUGCUGCAUAUGUAGUUAUGUACAUAGAGAGCUAUAUUUAACCUUUGCACUGGUAUGAUGGCAAGUGCACUUUAUUGACAACCUUGAAUCAACCUCCACUAGCUUUAUAAAGUCCAAACAGCUAUUUUGUUUCUUGUUUUCCUUUUUGUUUAUACAUGCGCUGCUUCUUUACAUCUGAAGGUUGCGUCCCACGCUCGUUGUAAAAACUGACCUCGGCUGCCUGUCUCAGCCAUUCAAGCAUUGUGUUGUCUUCAAAGUGUGCUGUCUCGGAGAACAAGCGAUGACAUCGCAAAGUGCUCUUUUCUGUGUGGAAGCUGUAGGUGUGGCGCUGCACGGUAAACAGAGUGUCACCGUGAUUGACUCUAAUCAAAUGGGCCCCUUUAGGACACAGGGAUCGCUCUCAAAAAGCCACUAAGCAAAGCUGUGUAAGCAAUCUGUAGGAGCUGCCAUGCAUCAUGCAUCAUUUCUCAACCCAAAAAAACACACACACACACAAACACACAUAGUGUAUAUGGAUGAGGCUUUAGCUUGUUUGCGUUUGCAUUUAGGGCCGUGUGUGUUUACCCACAGGGGUGAACGGGAAUCGAUGGAGGGAAAAAGUGAUUGUGGUGUUGAGGCUGGCCCCUUCAAGGGCAAAUACAGGUUUGAAACUGUUCCGUGAGAUGGAUUGCUGUCCUGUAAAAGGCAGUCCAGUAUUAGAUGAGGAAAAUUAGUAUUUACAUUAUGCUAACAAUCCUGUUUACAUAGAAUGGUAUACAUUUUGUUUGUUUGUUUAUUAUGACUGAAUAUGUCUCUGAGAGUGUUAAGUGUACAUUAAUGCUGUCGUCAUAACUGAGAGUGAAUUCAUCUGUGAUCCAUAAAUCCAAUAGACCCUUGCAAGUGUUGUCAACCUUCAAAACUAGCUGACUUGAACCUUUUUGUAUUUGAUUGCCCUUUACUGAGAGUCAUGUGUUCAUUUGUAAUUUGUGCGUGCGUGUGUGUGUGUGUGGUUGUUGGAGGAUGGCGUGUAACAUGCGUACAAAAGGAAAUGUGUUAUCAUUGUCUGCUGGGUGGAGCAUCCUUCAUGUGAACUGAAUGUAAAAAAUGUUUGACUUCACUGUGAGGAACAUGUAUUUAUUUCAUUCUGCAGUUCUUUUGCUGAAUGUAUAACAUGUAAAUGAACAGUAAAUACUACUUCAUCUGUGCCAAUACUACUCUAAUAUUUUUCUAUGUUGCUGUAUGUAUUGUAUGUACUCCUUAGUAGCUUGUGUUCUAUGUAAAAAUAUAAAUAUGAAUAUAUAUAUAAAUAUAUA
Messenger RNA from Toxotes jaculatrix (banded archerfish), 7431 nucleotides. It is a transcript of the gene fam135b, whose product is annotated as family with sequence similarity 135 member B. NCBI's taxonomy places the organism in Eukaryota, Metazoa, Chordata, Actinopteri, Toxotidae. The record is from RefSeq and is a predicted model, not a curated record. Bases 1 to 4215 code for a protein of 1404 amino acids. The transcript has 19 exons.